AGUCAUACUACACCCUUCCCCGAAGAAAAAAGCUCCUUCAUUAUGUUUAUAUGUAAAGAAGCUUCAGUCUUUGGUUUGUUACUUGUGAAUGCCUGAGGAAGAGGACAAUUACAAUGGCUGCUGUUUCUUUAAGGCUCCUUUCCUUUCUUUGUUGUCUGUUUGUCAUCAUAAUAUCACAAGCCAGUGCCCAGACAUGUGAUAACAGCAGAGGCAACUACACAAUAAACAGCACCUAUCACAACAACCUCAACACUCUCUUAUCCAAUUUCUCUUCCCACACAGAAAUCAACUAUGGUUUCUACAAUUUCUCCUAUGGCCAAGAACCAGACAAAGUAUACACCAUUGGGCUCUGCAGAGGCGAUCAAAACCAGAAUCAGUGCCUCAAAUGCCUAAACGAAUCGAGAGUGUCUCUGGCAGAUAAAUGUCCAAACCAGAAAGAGGCAAUUGAUUGGAGAGGAGAGUGCAUGCUGCGCUACUCUAACCGUUCCAUAUUUGGGCUCAUGGAAAAUAAUCCUAAGGUGCUACUCGUGAGACAAGAGAAUGUAACAGGUUCAUUGGAUGAAUUCACUGAGGUGCUGGGGAACUUGAUGAGGAAUCUAUCAAGCACAGCUGCAUCAGGUGACUCUCGUCGUAAGUAUGCUACAGGAAGCAUGCCUACUUCAAAUUUUCAAAUCACAUACGGGUUUACAGAGUGCACACCUGAUUUGUCAUUGCAAGAGUGCACUCAGUGCUUGGGUGAAGCUAUCGCGGAUAUCCCAGUUUAUUUUAAUGGGAAAACUGGAGGUAAUGUUUUAAAACCCAGUUGUAGAAUUAGAUUUGAUCCCUACUCCUUCUACGGAUCUACGCUGAAAUUAGACCCAGAUGCACCGCCACCAGCGACCCCGCUACCAUCACCGCCCACCAACAACAAUUCUUCUUCACAAGGAAAGAGCAACACAUCACGAAUUAUCAUUGCCAUAGUAGUACCAGUUGCUAGUGUUGUUUUGGUGCUCAUUCUUUUCUGCAUCUAUCUAAGAGUGAAGAAGCCAAGAAAAGAAAAUGAGAUUAAAAGAGAAGAAGAUAAUUAUGAAGAUGAAAUUACAUUUGCUGAGUCAUUGCAAUUCAACUUUGACACCAUACGAGUUGCUACAAAUGAAUUUGCUGAUUCUUAUAAACUUGGACAAGGCGGGUUUGGAGCUGUUUACAGAGGUCAGCUUUCCAACGGACAAGAGAUUGCAGUAAAAAGGUUGUCAAGGAAUUCUGGGCAAGGAGAUAUGGAAUUUAAGAAUGAAGUUCUUUUAGUGGCCAAGCUUCAGCACCGGAAUUUAGUUAGGCUACUUGGUUUCUGUCUGGAAGGAACAGAAAGACUACUUGUCUAUGAAUUUGUUCCUAAUAAAAGCCUUGAUUACUUCAUAUUUGAUCCAAUAAAGAAAGCACAAUUGAAUUGGCAAAGGCGUUACAAAAUCAUUGGAGGUAUUGCUCGAGGCAUUCUCUACCUCCAUGAAGAUUCUCGACUGCGUAUUAUACAUCGUGACCUCAAAGCAAGCAACAUUCUCUUGGAUGAAGAGAUGCAUCCUAAGAUAUCUGAUUUUGGGAUGGCAAGAUUGGUUCACAUGGAUCAGACUCAGGGAAAUACAAGUAGAAUUGUUGGGACCUAUGGAUAUAUGGCACCCGAGUAUGCAUUAUAUGGUCAGUUUUCAGCAAAAUCAGAUGUUUUUAGUUUUGGUGUACUAGUUCUUGAGAUUAUAAGUGGCCAAAAAAACAGUGGUGUUCGUCAUGGGGAGAACGUGGAGGAUCUAUUGUGCUUUGCAUGGAGAAACUGGAGGGCAGGAACAGCUUCAAAUAUUGUAGACCCCACGUUAAACGACGGUUCUCAAAAUGAAAUAAUGAGAUGCAUCCACAUUGGAUUAUUAUGUGUUCAAGAAAAUGUGGUUGCCAGACCAACCAUGGCUUCUAUUGGUCUCAUGCUUAAUAGCUAUUCUCUCACUCUCCCGGUGCCUUCAGAACCUGCACUUCUUGUGGAUAGUAGAACUAGAAGCCUUUCAGAGCAUGACUCAAUGGAAACAAGAACAAGUGAAUCAGCCAAUCAAUCAACACCCAAAUCGAUAAAUGAGGUUUCAAUCACUGAGCUAUAUCCUCGUUAGAUUUUGUUGAUCAACAAUGGAGGCACGCGCGGAAUCUGAAAACAAACACCACUGGUUUCCAAAAAGAAAAGAAAAAACCACAAAAAAUACAAGAAUGAAAAAGAAACUGGAUGUGGCAAAGUGCAAGG
Molecule: messenger RNA, 2251 nt
Organism: Glycine soja
Lineage: Eukaryota; Viridiplantae; Streptophyta; Magnoliopsida; Fabales; Fabaceae
Product: putative receptor-like protein kinase At4g00960
Exons: 8
Coding region: 114-2123 (669 amino acids)
Biological process (GO): protein phosphorylation
Molecular function (GO): protein kinase activity; ATP binding
Source: RefSeq, a predicted model, not a curated record